GCUCUACACCCCUUGCAGGCAAAAUUUGGAGUGGACUGGAACAGAUAUCCUAAGCGGCUCUGGUCUCCCAUUUGACCGCUGGUACUUUGGAGAAAGUUGAAUACAGCAGCUGUACCACAGCAAUGAGCGAGUGAAGAAGACCAACACAAAAUAGAGUUCCUGAGUCAAAAUGACAGCAAUUGAGAGCAAAGAAGAGAUCAGUGACACAGACAGCGGGAUCAUUUUGCACUCUGGUCCAGAAAGCCCCACGUCGCCUGUCAAAGACUCGAGUACGCACACCAGAGCCCUCAAACUCAAGCAUCAGUCUUUGGAGGGACGUCUGGAGCUCUGCCUGCUAGAGCUCAGGAAACUAUGCAUUCGAGAAGCCGAGCUGACGGGUAAAUUACCGUCAGACUAUCCUCUCAUGCCUGAUGAGAACCCACCGCAGGUGAGAAGGAGGAUUGGCGCUUCCUUCAAGAUAGACGAAGGUCUAAUCUACCUGGAGAAUGAGGACUCCGAAUUGCACGGCCUGGAGACGGAGCUGGCUCUCCAGCGGCAGAUCUACGAAGCGGCACGUAAACUUUCACUAGAGGAUAAGCUGAGCAAGCCCCAGAAGAAGAGUCGCGUGCAGCAGUGCAAACGCGAGGAGAAGAAGGUGCGCCAGCUGCAGGAGGCCGUGUUCCAGUGUCGGAUCAGAAGCGAGUGUAGCUCGCCGUGUGUCGGCGACGCCACGCCAAAAAGCAAAGAUUCGAACAUGUCUGAUGACAGCUCACUGUCUGAUGUGGUGGCCAUGGAUGAAGACGUGGAUUUCCACAGCCCUGUCUCUGCUCUAGUGUCCAACCUGCCGACAUCCGUGGCGGAAUAUGAGCGCUCACCAAUCCAGAAUUCUCCCUGGAAGGAGUCUAGUCUAGACCAGCCUUAUCACAAGACUGUAAAACCUUUACCUGCUGGCAGCAGUAGCAACUCCAAUGGUUCAGCGGGAUCACAGAUCUCGGCAGACACCGACAGAAUUCCCCUUUCUCAGUUUAUUAAGAACUCUGCGCUGCGGCAAAGUCAUUCCGCCAGCGCCCCUUCCACUCCAGAGCUGCACGUGCGCCGACAAUACUCCCAGUCUUUCAGAUUUGCCAAGAGGAGGCCGUGCGCUGACAAGGACGGCCUCAGUUCAGAGUCCCUCAGAACGCGAACGCGCCUACCACAGCGACGCUGUGCCGCCGACUUCCUGUCGCUCUCCCCGGAGUCACCUUCACCGCGGCCGUACCGCUCCGGCUCGGAGGACGGCGGUUCCGAGCGCUCCGCCUGCUCCUUCGCGCCCACGGAGAUUCCCAAGCUCUGCCCCCCGCCGUACGGCUUCCGUUCGCCGACACCACAACUGUCCAAGCUCCCGCCCCCUUACACCAGGGUGGUGCGGACGCCCUCGUUAAAGGAGUACUCCCACCGCGCGAUGCCCUGUAGGGACGUCGUGUCAGAGGAACUCAAGUCCUGGCAUCAGCGCAGUCAAAGCCAUGACUCGGGGUCGGGCUGUGCUGAGCUGCAAGGCCCCCUGGGAGUAAAGAGCCCCACUUUACUCAUUAUGCCUCCAUUUCAUCAGGGUUCAGGGAACGUGAUUCUCCAGAGAGCAGCCGACGGGACUCCGGUCCAGUGGUUUGUUGCAGAGGACCAUGAAAUUGUCAGCCAGGUCUAGUUGGCCAAUGACACUGAAGAAUGAUACAGAAGAAUAAUUAGACCACCUUUUUUCCCUCUAUUUCUUAUUCUUUUUAAAUGUAUGGUACAACUAAAUGAAUAUUUGUUUGGAGUAAUGUCAUGAUGACAACAAAAAUAGCUCAAAAGAGCUGAUAUCUUUGCUAUUUCUCUUUGGUUUCAAUGAUGAGAACCAUUGUUUUCAGUUCUUAUAUCAACAGCCAUGAAAUUUUACUACCACAAAAAAGUGUUUCCAGACAUUUUUUUUGUUAGUCACAUGACGAUACACCUUUUUAAUAUCAACCAGGUGUUAGAAUGAACAAAACGUAUGAGAAAACAAUGUUUUUAUUUCCAAGACUUGUUGACCUAUGCUGCCCAUUUCUAUCAUUUAUAUUUAAGGUUGUAUUUAUUUAUGUUUUCAGACUAUUGAGAUCGUAGGCAAAAAUUGUACGCCUUCAGACCAGCGAACAUUUUCCACUCGUUUUUUUAAUUUAAUACUUAAUGUAAAACAUAUUUAUUUUAUACUUUUUAGCAGACGCUUUUCCAAUUUGGAGCCCACAGUCUUUCAUACAGAACUCGUAAACUUUGCACAUGAAACUUCACCAAGCAUUCCUAAUUUUUUCUAUUUAUCAACUGAAUGUUGUUGCUGAUAACAUACUGUAGACUACUAAAAGUUUGAUGUGAAAAUGUUGCUUGUUUUGUUAAAAUUUAACAUGAAGUACAUUGAAUUGAAAGAUUCCCUACUGAUGCCUUUUUUGCAGGGUUGAUUGUCCUUGCAAAUCGUUACUAACAAGGUGAUUGUAUUUUUUCUAUAUUUAUAGUAAAGAAUGUAAAAUUAAAAGCUGUGGACUUUUUUUCCUGCUUGGCUGGCAGUGUACAAAUGUGUCAAUGCCAUUGACGCAAUGGACGCCCAAUCCAUUUUUAAUGGGAGGGGCUGGCCGAGAUCAUUCCAUCCCAGUCGAAAAGGAUUGGACGUCUAGCACUGUAAAUGGCAGUGAAUGAGUAAAUUAAAGGUCUGUGGCAUUAUUUUUAGCCAACCUGCAAUGGUUCUAUCUGCCCUGAUACUGUAUUUUUGGAAGUAGGCACCUAACAAAACAUGAACAUUUUUUAUGUUUAACUUUACACUGGUUUAAAUCGUACCGGGAACAUAGGUCCUUCUCAGUAAGGAUUGGGGAAUUUUCCUCCCUCACAAACUUCUCUGUCUUGCGGGGUGCCACAAGGCUCUAUUCUAGGGCCUGUUCUCUAUGCACUUUAUCUCCUAUCUUUAGGAUCAAUUAUAAAAAAUUAUAAUAUCUCUUUUCAUUUUUAUGCUGAUGACCUGCAGCUGUAUCUGCCACUGAGACCCAAUGAACAAACUGCUCUCACUAAAUUAAUGGAAUGCAUAUCCGAUGUGAAGCAGUGGCUAGCACAAAACGUUUUACAUCUUAACGAAAGCAAAACUAAAUAUAUUACUUUUGGCACACCUUCUAUGUGGAAUGCCCUCGAGCCCAACUCUGGCACACUGGCUCCCUUUUUUAAGACAUGUUAAAAAUCUCAGCGUGAUAUUCGAUAGCAGGCUCAACUUUGAAAAACAGAUUCGUUCUGUUGUAAGAGCAAGUUUUUUCCAGCUCCGUGUUUUGGCCAAAGUGAAGCCUUUUUUUUUUUUUUUUUGUGUCACCACGACCUUGAAAAAGCAAUUCACGCUCAAGCUCAAGGCUGGACUCCAAGGCGUAGUAAGGGUCCCCGGGGGCCCCAGGCAACAAACAACAUGGGGCCCUUUGAGCGUGUGCAAGUAAGGGGGACAGUUGGACUUGGAGCAAUAGUAUAUUUAAUAAAAGUAUAAUAACGCCUCGGUCUCAUAGAGCGCUUUUUAGGACACUCAAAGUGCCCGGCUUCUACUACAUUAGGACAUAAAACUACAGUAACAUAGUACACUCACCGCUGUCUUGCUUUCUUUUCUCCUCUUCUGCCUUUUUUUCUUUCGUCGCUUCCAGAAGGAUAACUUCUCUUCAUUUUGGAUACACGCCAAUUAAAAAAAAGCCAAAUCGCCGCUCACUCUGAGUCACGUGAGGGGGGGGGGGGUGUAGAGCGAGUGAAGGGGCCCCUUGAGGAAACUCAGACACAAGGCUUUCACUGGCACUGUCGCACUUUUCGCUGCGACAGUGCAGUAAAGCUGCGUGUGCUAAAUCUGUUGGCCCUCUGGGGGCCCUUGCUGGAUGGGGGCCUUAGGCAAUUGCCUGGUUUGCCUAACGGGGCGCGACGAUUCUGGCUGAACUACUGCAACGCGCUUUAUUUUGGUCUUCCCAAGUCCUCAAUUUUUCGUCUCCAACUUGUUCAAAUUGCUGCUGCUCGAUUUUUUUAACUGAUACACCUAGACGUGAACAAAUUACCCCCGUGCUAUCAUCGCUCCAGUCCAUUUUAGAAUUGAUUUUAGACUUUUACUGUUUGUUUUUAAUUCUAUUAAUGGCCAAGCUCCUACUUACUUAUCGGAAAUUUUAACCAUCCGUAAUUCUGGCAGGACUCUUCGUUCUACCGGCCAACUUGAUUUGCACGUUCCGAGGUCCAAACCGAUCUUUUGCGGUUGCUGCCCUAAGGUGUGGAAUAGUCCCCUGAAAUCCGCACCACUAUGAAUUUGGGCCUUUUUAAAUCUCUUUUUAAAAAAACACCUUUUUACACUCGCCUUUCCCCCAGAUUAGUGUAGCCUGGUUUUAUUCUUAAGGGUUUUUCAUGUUUUCGGAUUUUAUCUAUUUUAUUGUUUUAUUUGCUGUCUGACUUUUAUCGUAAUGCGUUGUUUUGUUACUUUUCUUUUUUUCUUAAUGUCAUUGUAUAAUACUUUCCUGCCUUUUAUUUACUAUGAGCCAUGUUUGUCCAUGCUGUAAAGCACUUUGGGGACCUUUCCGGUUUUGUAAAGGGCUAUAUAAAUAAAUUUGAUUUGAUUUUGAUUUGACACAUUUUUGGGAAGGCACUACCAUUUCCAUAUAAACAUUUCAAAAGCUUAUGCCCAUUUUGUUUUCCACCGUGGGUGCCCUUUUUAUUAUCAUUCCACUAAAAUAACAAUCCAUGUAAUGAAGGAAAGAACUACAAAGAUGCAGAGCAGCAGCCAGCGGCAGCGAGCCAGGGAUCGUUGUCUUCGCGGUGCACCGUCUCUAAAGAAGAUAACUGUCAUCAAUAUCAUGAUUUUUUUUUUUUUUUGCUCUAUUUUUGAACCAUUGACUCACGUAAAGAUACGUUGACAGACGGUUGUCCUCUUCUUCUCCUUGUCAACCUUUUUCUUUGCCGACAAAUUUUUGUUCUUGUGCCUCUGCCGCGUUGCGUCAAGCGUGCAACUGAAAGGCCACCAGGAGCCAUAUGUAAGAAAUGCACUUCAAUUAUUCAUUAAAUGUCGCUGAUAUUUCAAUAGACAUGAAAGCAGUAUUGUUUUUGGCAGUCAUUUUAAUUUUCAUCUUGGUCUUUUGGACGAAAACACUUUAAUAGUCUUAGUCAUAUUUUAGUUAUUUCAAAACGUGUUCGUCUUCCGUAAGUUUUGGUUAACGAAAAUUCAGACAAAUUUCGUCUAGUUUUAGUUGACAAUUACUCAAAGUAUUUUUAUCUGUAAAAUUCAAAAGUUUUAGUGUAAAUAAAGGUUUCCAACAAUUUCGAAUGAAAAUUGACAGACGAGCACAUAAAUGUAGCAUCUACAAGGAUGUCACCAUUGUUGUGAUGAUAAUAUACACUUAGCAGGUAAGCAGUACAUUUUCAAAUAAUUAAACCCACCUGAAGGCUAUGAGUUGUAUACAAAAAAAAAAAAAAAUUAAGACAACGCUCACCACACUAAAUGCUAAUGUGAACGCUAUGCUAACGCUAUAAGUUACAUUCAGUGUGUGAUGAUCACUCAGCACAGACCUUUAAAGGCUAAAGCAACAUGACAUAUUCUUUAGCCAAAAUAAGAAAACAAAUCUCAGCAUGUGUUUUCAAAAGUCUGGAACCUGGGGAGGACACCAGUGAGUACCGUAAUUUUUGGACUAUAAACCGCUACUUUUUUCCUUCAUUUUGAAUUCUGCAGCUUAUAGUCCAGUGCGGUUUAUUUCUUGAUUUAUUUGAGAUAAUAGGGAACACUUUAUUUGACAACAGCAUCAUAGGACCGUCAUAAUUAUGACAUGACGCUCUCAUGGGCAUGAAUGAAUGCUCAUGACACGUGUCAUUAAGUGUCAUCCGGAAAAUUUUGUCACUCCAUUUAUGUCCAGUCAGGAUUUUUUACAUCCAUUCAAAAGUGAGAUCAUUUACCAGAUGACACUUAAUGACAUCUGUCAUAAGCAUUCAUUAAUGCUCAUGACAGUGUCAUGUGAUAAUAAUGAUGGUCUUAUGACAGUCUAAUGACACGGCUGUCAAAUAAAGUGUUACCGGUUAAUACCUUUUGGUGUAAACAUCUCAUAAUACAGUAAGGACAACUGCUGCUUAUAGUUCGGUGUGGCUUAUCUAUGAACAAAUGGCGUUUUCGUGUCAAAUUUGGUUGGUGCGGGUUAUAGUCAGGUGCGCCUCGUAGUCCGAAAAUUACGGUAAGUGUGUGUGUUGGGCGGACGCAGCAAGUCAAAUGAGUGACACGACCAAACACUGCUACGAUGCAGGCUAAUUACACAUACGAUAAGAAAAUGCCACACAUUGCGAACUUAUUACGAAAACUAUGGCGCAUUUUCAUCUUGUUCUCGUCUCGUCAGACGAAAACUGGCACUCGUCUCGUUAUGUUUUGGUCUUCCAAAUGUUUUUCGCUUGUCAUGGUCACGUCAUGAAAAAAUUGUUCGAAAUUGUUACGAAAACAACACUGCAUUAAAGAAAUGUUUUUGGAAAACUUUUCUCAAUAGUUAAGCCUAGAUUUUUCCAUUUCAAGCCCGUAAAAGUUGUUAGUGUUUUGAUUCUGUGUUUACUACGGAUGUCCCUGCCCCCUCGACCAAUCAGCCAAUUACGAUAUUAGUUUUGUGUCUGCAUUCAGGUUGCCAGAACGCAGUAAUCUGUAAACUACUUAAAUUAAGGCUUUUAUAAACAGUCUGAAUUAACGUUGUUGUCUACAACUCAAGCAAAAAAUAAGAAACUAGUCACGAAUCUCGAAUGAGUCAUGACAAAUUAGAACCCUACUUUCAA
Corythoichthys intestinalis (scribbled pipefish) is the source of this 6750-nucleotide messenger RNA. It is a transcript of the gene inavaa, whose product is annotated as innate immunity activator a. Bases 170 to 1660 code for a protein of 496 amino acids. The transcript has 10 exons. Gene Ontology annotation, biological process: positive regulation of protein ubiquitination; adherens junction maintenance. Lineage: Eukaryota; Metazoa; Chordata; Actinopteri; Syngnathiformes; Syngnathidae. The record is from RefSeq and is a predicted model, not a curated record.